GAUAGAGAUACAGAUGUCGGACUCUUUGCUUUGGGAUUUGGAACAUUUUCCAAAGCACCGAUGGGCUGAGGAGACGGAUCCUUGCAUUUCUUCCUAAACACUGAGAAUGCUCCCGACUGUUUUCAUCUUUUUCCUGUAUAGUAGUUUUAUGGAAAUAUUUGAGAGAGGACUCCACCUCCACAGGGAUCAGAAAUGGUGCGCAAACUUCUGUUGCCCAUCGCUUUAGUUGCAAGCCUCAUCACACCUGAGCUCUCAGGUGCCACAGCUGCUAAAAAUAGCUCUCAAGUAAAAAACAAUUCAGGGGUGACACCAGCUGGGCUGUGUGGGACCUGGAUAAAGGAGCCUGAUGGAGGGUCUUUUACCUCGCCCAACUACCCUGAAAAAUACCCACCUGAGAGGGAGUGCAUCUACAUUAUAGAAGCCUCCCCCCGGCAGUGCAUCGACUUGUUCUUCGAUGACAGGUACUCCAUCGAGCCAUCUUGGGAAUGUAAGUUUGACCACAUCGAAGUCCGCGACGGCCCCUUCGGUUUCUCUCCCAUCAUUGGUCGCUACUGCGGCCAGGAGAGCCCCUCGUACGUGCGCUCUAGCGGGAGGUACCUGUACAUCAAGUUUGUGGCUGACGGCGAACUGGAGGCCAUCGGUUUUUCAGCCCGGUACAACUUCACACAAGAUCCUGAGUUCAAAGAUGCUGGAGCACUGCCACCUCUGCCGUUUUGCGACUUUGAGCUGAGCGGUCCUGAAGGCUUUGUAGAGUCGAUCCAGAUAUCCAAGGAGGGCCUGGCCCUGCAGACUGAGGCUGUGGACUGCAGGUGGUACAUCAAGGCUCCACCGAAAGCUAAGAUCUACAUGCGUUUUCUGGAGUACGAGAUGCACAACUCCAAUGAGUGCAAGCGCAACUUUGUGGCCAUCUACGACGGGAGCAGUUCAGUCGAGCACCUGAAGAAUAAGUUCUGCUCCACAGUGGCCAACGAUGUGAUGCUGAUUUCCUCGGUGGGCGUGGUGAGGCUGUGGGCUGACGAGGGGAGCCGCAGGAGCAGAUUCAAGAUCCUCUUCACAACCUUCCAUGAACCUCCAUGUGAAGGAGACACCUUCUUUUGCCACAGUAACAUGUGCAUCAACAACACUCUGGUCUGCAAUGGUGUCCAGAACUGUGUUUACCCCUGGGAUGAGAACCACUGCAAAGAAAAGAGGAAAGCCAGUAUCCUGGACACUCUGGAUAAUACUAACCUUACCAUCAUCGGGGUAACUUGUGGCCUGGUGGUCAUCCUACUCAUCAUCUCUGUCAUCAUCCAGAUCAAACAGCCGCGCAAGAAGUACAUCAUCCGCAGAGAUGACUUUGACCCAGCCCUCCUCCACCCGGGUUUCGAGCCUCCUCACUACGAGCUCUGCACUCUGCGACGCGCCCCAUCCGGCGACCUUACUGACGCCGCCAUGGCCGAGGACUAUGAGAAAUUCCACAAGCUCCGCCGCUCCUCCUCCAAAUGCAUUCGUGACCACCACUGCGGCUCGCAGCACAGCAGCGUGCACGGCAGCGUCCACGGUAGCCGCAGCAACUUGAGCGUGAGGGACGCCACCAUUCUGGUCGACGGGGGGCCUCUCGUGCCGCCGCCACUGCCGCCGUUGAUGGUGAGCCAGCAGCAGUCGCCACAUCUCUCUCAUCACACCACGCCGUCCGGUCGAAGGAGCAUCCUGGUGAUGAAACACAGCUACUCGCAGGAUGGGCCGGGCGGCUGCGGGCUGGAGGACGAGGACGACUUGAUGCUGGACGACGGUCGCACCAUCAGCCAACACCACAUCCACCACCAUCAGGUCCACCAUGGCUUGUCAGGACUGGAGCAAACUGUGCACCGCACUCUGUCCAAUGACUUCUAAUGGACAGCCACAUGCAAACUCAGCUAGUGGUGGGAUAAGCAAAAGCCAAAUGUAAAAGAAUUGAAAUUGGUAGAAGGAAUGAAUAGAAAAGUUCAACAAGGUUUGAUGAAAAAAUAGCAGUGACCACCAGACCCAAUUCUUGACUUCGGAAGUUUUUUACAGCCUGAGAUUUACAGUGUUUUCUGGGGUAACAAUUUUGUAAUAAUGAGGGAUUUAGUAAACACUCAUGGUGUAAUUACAGUGUAGCUGUUUUGUAAUUAUAGUGUACAAACCAAGUAAUUAUGGGUUAACAAAACUAAAUUCUGGGCAAUUCAGGAUAACAAUUUUGUAAUAAUAAGGGACUCAUUAAGUAAGUAUGGUGUGAUUACAGUGUAGCUCUUUGUAAUGAUGGGGUCCCAAACAUGACUUUAUUUUACAGGGUGUACACUCUAUAGACUCAGACAACUUUAUUAAUCCCACAAAGGGCAAUUGGUUCAAGCAGCCCAACACAACACAUACAAUAACACGUAGAAUAAAUUAAAAAAAAAAAAUACAAAGAUGCUAGGAAUGCCGUGGAAUUGGAAAACAAUAAAUAGAAAAGUGACAAGGUUAAUGAGUAUCGGCCCAUAAGAUAGGAAAGGCCAUGUCCACAGCAUCCUGGGUACAUUUGAAAAUGCAUCUUUUUUUCUCCAUUUUCUUCCAUCCACACUGAGCUGGUGUUUCCUGCCAUGGAAAACGGAGCUUGAGGUGUGAGUAUGCUAGUGUAAUGUAGUGUGAAGGGAAGGGCAAAGUGUCAUUUUUUGCCUGGCUUAGUCUGGAUAUGGCCUAAACUGUGAUACUGAAAAACAUAAAUACCCCAUAGUAAUGUUUUUUGGUGUGUCAACAACAAUAGUUACACCAUAACUACUUAAUAUGUCCCUCAUUAUUACAAAAUUGUUACCCCUUAAUUCACAGUUUGGUUGUAUUACCCUGUAGUUACAGCAUAAAUGUGGCUUGUAAAAUAAAGUGGUGGCCUAUACGUUUUAUAUUUUGAACUCUUGUAAUGCUAUCUCUCAUGCUAUCUCAAUUUCUAUGGUUCAUUUUCUGAGAUGCAGUGUUCGCUAUAUGCUGCAGUGUGGACACGCUGCACACUACAAUGCGGACAAAGUCGACUGGAGCUUAGUGACUACAAUGAUACCCCUCAGCCAAAGAGAUUUUUCAAAGUUUAAGAGCUACUUGGCAACAUCUUAAGAACCGCAUUGCUAUGUUACAAUGAUUUAUCGGUGCCCAUUUUAGACUUUAACGUGGGGAUGGAAGGAGAGUAAAUUAUGCCAUCUUCCUUCUCCUAAAAUAUGAAUCACAGAGACACAUUCAUGUGCAGCCACUGAAAUUCUGCCCACUCAUUCUAAUGCUUCGUGUUUUUUUUUCUUUCCUUUCUUAUUUGGCUUGAAUUGUCAGUCAUUAUCUAGAAAAUACUGUAUCUCUAAUUACAUCAUAUUUGUGAAUGAUGUAAUGUAGUUUCCUGUUGUCAAUUUUCAAGCAUUAGUUGUGGACCACCAAAGCUAAACAACUGUAUAAUCACUGUUAGAUAAAUGUGAUUUUACACACAUAUAUGUAUCCCAGUUCCUCCAAAUUAAAAUGGAUACCGGAUCCAUGUUUAAAAUUAAUACUUGUAUUACAAGUAUCCAGUAAAUACAUUUUGGUACGGCAUCCUGCUCCACAACAGCAGUAAAUAUGCUACAUAAUACUAUACAGCACAAAAUGAUUUAAAAGCUUGUGGGCUUGAAAAAUAGGAUUACUUAAAUUAUUAUUGACAAAUUCUGAAAUCUGAGCAAUGCAUGAAACUUACAGACAUCUUGGCGUCAUGGAAUGAGGAGGAAUGUUUUUCUGCUGCUGUGAAUGGAUCUAUGACUUUCUUGUUUGUUUUGAUUUCAGAGUGUUUCAAGGAGUUUGUGUAUGUGUUGCU
Messenger RNA from Myripristis murdjan (pinecone soldierfish), 3796 nucleotides. RefSeq names its product neuropilin and tolloid-like protein 1. Lineage: Eukaryota; Metazoa; Chordata; Actinopteri; Holocentriformes; Holocentridae. Gene Ontology annotation, cellular component: postsynaptic density. Gene Ontology annotation, biological process: positive regulation of excitatory postsynaptic potential. Bases 193 to 1872 code for a protein of 559 amino acids. The record is from RefSeq and is a predicted model, not a curated record. The transcript has 10 exons. Gene Ontology annotation, molecular function: ionotropic glutamate receptor binding.